UCUUCUCUAACUCAUUUAAUCUUUUAUAAUAAUUAAUAAUAAUCUAGUUUUGACUACUUUCUAAGACUCUUACCAUAUAUCAUGGUUUCAUCAACUUCUUCUUUAGUGUUUAAGUUUUUAACUUUAACACUAUGCUUAUGGUUCUUGUUUGGGACAACAUCCGGUCAGCUAUCGGCCAACUUCUAUGCAAGAACAUGUCCUAACUUUCGUUCUAUCAUAACAAGGGCCGUGAAUUCGGCUGUGUCAAAUGAAGCUCGUAUGGGAGCUUCGUUGCUUCGUCUCCAUUUCCAUGAUUGUUUUGUUAAUGGAUGUGAUGGAUCUGUGUUACUUGAUGACACUGCAAAUUUCACAGGAGAAAAAACAGCAAACCCGAACAGCAAUUCGUUGAGAGGUUUCGACGUCAUUGAUACAAUUAAAACCCAACUAGAACGCCAAUGCCCCGGUGUUGUUUCUUGUGCUGAUUUACUGGCUGCUGCUGCUCGUGAUUCCGUCGUUGCACUUCGCGGACCAAGUUGGAACGUCGUAUUUGGUAGAAGGGACUCGACAACGGCAAGCUUAAGUACCGCAAAUUCUAACCUCCCUUCACCAACUGAAAGUCUGAGUAAUCUCAUCUCAACCUUUUCUAACCUCGGGUUUACUACCAAUGAAAUGGUAGCCCUCUCAGGAGCUCAUACAAUUGGUCAAUCAAGGUGUACUGUAUUCCGUAAUCGUCUCUACAAUGAGAACAACAUAAACUCAACGUUUGCUACGUCGUUGAGAGCAAACUGUCCUUCUAGUGGCGGCGACAACAAUUUGUCGCCACUAGAUUCUACCCCUACAACUUUUGACAAUAGGUAUUUCAAUGAUUUAAUCAGCCAAAGAGGAUUAUUGCAUUCGGACCAAGAGUUGUUUAAUGGGGGUUCAACCGAUGCACAAGUGAGAACUUAUGCUUCGAAUGCUGCUACAUUCUCUAGGGACUUUGCAAGUGCAAUGGUGAAGAUGAGUAACCUUAGCCCUUUGACUGGCUCCAGUGGUCAAGUUAGGACCAACUGCAGGCGUACUAAUUAAUCUCAUACUUCGAGCAAUUCGAAAGGUCAAGAUUUUACAGAAAUAAAGAUUUCGUUUUCAGUUUUUGCUUUCUAUUUCCGAAGUUUAGCUUGUUGUACUGCAAAGAUUGUUUUGAAUUAACCGAGACAAUCUACAAUUGUAUUUCGCUUUUAUCUAUAUAUCUAAAUCUAUAUUUUGUGA
This is a messenger RNA of Erigeron canadensis, 1227 nucleotides long. Its product is annotated as cationic peroxidase 1-like. The record is from RefSeq and is a predicted model, not a curated record. NCBI's taxonomy places the organism in Eukaryota, Viridiplantae, Streptophyta, Magnoliopsida, Asterales, Asteraceae. Gene Ontology annotation, biological process: hydrogen peroxide catabolic process; response to oxidative stress. Bases 82 to 1047 code for a protein of 321 amino acids. The transcript is spliced from 4 exons. Gene Ontology annotation, molecular function: heme binding; peroxidase activity.